This is a messenger RNA of Tetrahymena thermophila SB210, 438 nucleotides long. RefSeq lists its product as hypothetical. The record is from RefSeq and is a predicted model, not a curated record. The transcript has a single exon. Lineage: Eukaryota; Ciliophora; Oligohymenophorea; Hymenostomatida; Tetrahymenidae.
AUGGAAUAUUCUCAUCGUUCUCGCUCUAAUGCUGUUUCCUUUUCUGAACUUCAAAGAAGUCUUUACAUGGCUGACGAUUCUUAUGAUAAAGAUUUAUACCAAUUUGAAAGAGAUAUAAUGAAUCAUAGUUACCCAUCACAUAAUUCUAAUUAUUACAAUUAGUUCAAAAAAACUAGCUAACAGAGCUUAGCUACAGAUGAAAACGGGCUUUCCUCAUAUAAUUGUUUAAAUGAGGGAUCUGAAAAUGAGUAUAACUUAAAUAUUCAUUCUAAGACAUGCCUUGAUAAUAGUCGAUAAGUCUCUAUUGAUAAUUUAAGAUCUACUGAAGAUCUUAAGGUUAUCAGUGAAAUUUUUAUGAAAAACCUAAACAUCCAUGAAACUAAAAUAGGAGGAAAUAAUGAUUCCAACAUCCCUACUGCUAAAUUGAUUUAAAAUUGA